GGAGACGGGGCUCGCCGGUUAUUGAUUCCGCCGACCUACGCGUACACGGCGACACAUGUUGACGUUCCCUGUGCGCGCUCCGAGUUCCGUGCGAUGACUUGAGACCGGACGGCGCUCGCCGUCUCUCGCUCUCUCUCUCUCUCUUUCUUCCUCAGCAGUCGCGUCUUCGGGCCGUUCACGCCGGCGGAGCCGUGUUCCUGUCCGCUCGCUCUCUCUUGUCUUCCGCGCGCGCGGAACGAUGUGCCGAUACGCGUCGUAGGUUAAGGUCCGUCCUGGGGCCAACGUCCGUCGGCUCGCCUUUCUUCUUCUUCCCCCCCCCUCGCCUCUGCCUUCCAUCCAGCAGCCGUUGAAUGAGACGCCGCAUCCGCGGCCGCACGAAGAUGGACAACGGAGCGACGGCCGCCGAGUGUCUCACCCUGGAUUUCGGCCCGUUCGAGACGGUGCACCGAUGGCAGCGCAUGCCGGAGUGCGACGAGUUCGUCGGCGCCAGACGCAGCAAGCACACCAUCGUGGCGUACAAGGAUGCCAUUUACGUGUUCGGCGGCGACAACGGCAAGAGGAUGCUCAACGACCUGCUGCGCUUCGACGUGAAGGAGAAGUCCUGGGGCAGAGCGUUCGCCACUGGCACCCCGCCCGCGCCCCGCUACCACCACUCGGCGGUGGUGCACGGCUCGUCGAUGUUCGUAUUCGGCGGCUACACCGGCGACAUACACUCCAACUCCAAUCUGAGUAAUAAGAACGAUCUGUUCGAGUAUCGCUUCCAGACCGCCCAGUGGAUAGAGUGGCGAUUCAUCGGAGUGACCCCGGUGCCAAGGUCUGCCCACAGCGCCGCUGUGUACGAUAAUAAGCUGUGGAUAUUCGCGGGCUACGAUGGCAACGCCAGGUUGAAUGAUAUGUGGACAAUCUCGUUAUUGCCCGGUGACUUCAAGACGUGGGAGGAGGUCGUCCAGGUCGGCGAGCGUCCACCGACGUGUUGCAAUUUCCCCGUCACGGUGGCCCGAGAGUCGAUGUUCGUUUUCAGCGGCCAGAGCGGGGCCAGAACGACCAACAGUCUCUUCCAGUUUCACUUCAAGGAGAGGCGGUGGACGCGCAUAUCGACGGAACACAUAUUACGUGGCGCACCGCCGCCGCCCGCGCGGCGAUACGGUCACACGAUGGUCAGUUUCGAUCGCCACCUUUACGUCUUCGGCGGCGCGGCCGACUCCGCCCUGUCCAAUGAUCUCCACUGCUACGAUCUCGACACGCAAACGUGGAACGUUAUCCUACCGUCCACCGACAGUCAGGUACCACCCGGUCGACUUUUCCACGCCGCCGCCGUAAUCGGAGACGCGAUGUUCAUUUUUGGGGGGACCGUGGACAACAAUAUACGCUCCGCCGAGAUGUACCGCUUCCAGUUCUCGUCGUAUCCCAAGUGCACGCUGCACGACGAUUUCGGGAGGCUGCUGAACACGGCUCUCAUCUGCGACGUGGAAUUCAUAGUGGGCGAGCUGGAGACCAAGAUACCGGCGCACAUAGCCAUGGUGGCGGCGCGCUCGCAGUUUCUCCGGGCGCGCAUUCGGCAAGCGCGCGAGAAGCUGGACAAGUACAUGGAACAAUUGCCCAAGGAGUCCAGUAAUAAAGUGCCACCACUGGAGGUGAGAUUACAAGACGCCGUGCCGGAGGCUUUCAAAAUGGUGCUAAACUACAUUUAUACUGAUCGCAUCGAUCCUACCAAGAGACCGGACGACAAAGCGGAGGACCCGCAGAGCAAUCGCAUCGUACUUCUCAUGAUGGACGUGUAUCGUCUCGCCGUGCAGUUCAAUAUGGAACGCUUGGAACAGCUGUGCGUCAACUACCUCGAGGCGACCAUAAGCCACGCCAACGUUUUGGAUGCGUUGCGCAACGCCGUGCACCUGAAGCUGUACUUCAUAAAAGAGUUUUGUCUCAGCUUCGUCGUCAAGGAGAACAAUUACAAUCAAAUCGUGAUGAGCCAGGAGUUCGAGACGCUGGAUCAGCCGCUGAUGGUGGAGAUCAUCAGGCGACGACAGAUGCCGCAAGUCAGAACUUUCACCAAGUACGAAUACGAAUCCGUCACCGGGACAAGCCUGGAGCAAGACAUGGAAGCGUUCCUGAAGAGCGUCGGUCGGGAAUUCUGUGACAUCACGUUGCGGCUGAACGGCGUGCCGAUACCGGCGCACAAGGCCAUCCUCGCAGCGCGGUGCAGCUACUUCGAGGCAAUGUUUCGAUCCUUCAUGCCUGAGAAUAAUAUGGUGAACAUACAAAUUGGCGAGAUGAUACCGUCGUCGGAAUCAUUCCACUCUUUGCUGAGGUACAUUUAUUUCGCGGACGUCUCGAUGCCGCCCGAGGAUUCUCUGUAUCUGUUCACCGCGCCAGUGUUCUACGGUUUCACGAAUAAUCGGCUCCAGGCGUUUUGCAAGCAGAACCUCGAGAUGAACGUCACCUUCGAGAACGUUAUACAGAUUUUGGAAGCAGCCGAUAGAAUGCAAGCUACCGACAUGAAGAAGUACGCCUUGACUCUGAUAGUUCAUCACUUUAGCAAGGUCUCCAGACUCCCAAGAUUAAGGCAAUUGGCCCGCGAGCUCUUGCUGGAUAUUCUCGAUGCUCUGGCUGACGAACGCAGCGAGGCCAGAACGUGUCAAGAUAUGACCGAUUGCUGACGGAUUUAUACCUCAGGUCGUCGUCCGGGCAGGCGGAAUUUAUCGUCGCCGUGCAGUUUCAAGGAACUGUGCCGGAUGAAUUUCAUCCUAAUAGGACGAACGGUUCUGUAUGUUGGCAACUGCUAUCUUGAUCGCGCGGCUAUAUCCAGCCUGACAUCGGACACGACGCCGACUCUACGGCCGUUAUCAGCGGCCGCGUCGUUCGCAUCGGUUCCAGACUUGCCGUCGGCGUGCAGCUCCGCUCGCCCGGUCGUGUCGCCUCGUAAUCACGACCUGAGGCAACACCAACGGUCUCAUAUCCAUCGUUGUUACGUCAGUUGCAACGUGUUGAGACGCACUGCCGUCGCUCUUUCGGAUCUUCGACGAAGAAAGCUGUUCCCAUAAUCGGAAUUAUGUUAACAGCAAACAUGAAACGGCGACGACUUUCGUCGAGCUGCGUCGUAGAGGUGUUCGUUGCACACUAUUAGUGCAUGAUAUGAUGUAAAACCGUGGGAAAGUCGAUGCAUAAUAUUACUGUAGUAAUUGUGUCCGUUCAUGUAACGGAAUAUUAGGUACAAUCUAUACCUAGGAGUACACGCGCCAAGGUAUCAUUUUCCAUAGAUAGAUACUUUGAUGUCACUUCCGAUAAUGGCAUAAUACGUUAUUGCGUAUAUCGUAACUAGCGAUUGUUAUACUGAUUUUGUGAUUUUUUUAAAUAUAUAGGGCGUUAGAAUUUGGGUAUAACAACAGAAAAUGGUAUUUCGGCAGAAAACCAAGUAACAAGAAUGCAUGCGACUUUUUAAAUUCGAGCCGUUGUUUUUUUUUAUUUUAGUAUAAAGGCCUAAAGUUUGGUCGACUGUGUGAUUGCAGAAUCUGUAAUCUCUGUGCUUUUUGUUGCUUCUGCUUUUAUACCCGAGUUUUGUGAUAUAUUAUAGCAUUUGGUUACAAUACCCCAAUGAGAUGCCACACCUCUUUAUCAACAAGCUUGUUGCAUUUUCAUGGGUUGUUAAUCGAUCUCAAUCGGCCUGUCUUCAAUUUGGAGAAAAUUGGAAAAUAUUGACGCUAUUAACCGCUCGAUCGUUCGAUACAAGCACUUGUGACGCUCAGUCCAUAAGGCACUAUUAAUUUGACAAUUUAUAGUCGUUCCGAUAUUUUACGAAACGCAGCAAAUUUCUUAAGCGAUAUAAAUUCUCGUUACAGGACAGUCUUCGUCUCAUUGUGGUGGCCAUGAUAAGCUUGUAUGUUUCCAUGUUUCUAUUAUAUACGUUGAAGAGUCUGUAAAAUAUGCAUGAAAUGUCUAUUUGUGUUAAAGAAAAACAACGUUGUUAUGACAUAUUUACAUGUAUUCGCGUUCGUCGUCGUUCCGUCGUCCUCUUAAUCGUUGAUCUUUUUGUAAUUAUAUAUGAGACAAGAAUAUUUUUAUGAGCUUUAAGUAUUAUACAAGUAGUACUAUACAGAUAAUUUUUAUUUUAUGCAGAUGAGAGAUUGGAGUGAUUGGUAAAGGUGAAUAUUGUGCGGAUGUAUUGUUGAAGAUGACAUAUUUUCCAGACGUUUCAAAGUUGUUGAUAUAAGAGAUAUUUAUAACUAAUGUGCGAGUAUAGAGAAAAAUUAAGUUGAUCUAGACUACCAAUCGGUGUGAGUCAAAUUAAAAAUUGCAAACGGCGCCUAUAUUUUCAUCGAAUGUAAGAUAAUAAAUUAAAUUAUACGUGCAAAAGGAAAA
Molecule: messenger RNA, 4356 nt
Organism: Vollenhovia emeryi
Lineage: Eukaryota; Metazoa; Arthropoda; Insecta; Hymenoptera; Formicidae
Gene: Lztr1
Product: leucine-zipper-like transcriptional regulator 1
Exons: 11
Coding region: 351-2657 (768 amino acids)
Cellular component (GO): Golgi apparatus
Molecular function (GO): protein binding
Source: RefSeq, a predicted model, not a curated record